This is a messenger RNA of Cryptococcus amylolentus CBS 6039, 801 nucleotides long. RefSeq lists its product as hypothetical. Gene Ontology annotation, molecular function: coenzyme A diphosphatase activity; acetyl-CoA hydrolase activity. The transcript is spliced from 5 exons. Gene Ontology annotation, biological process: coenzyme A catabolic process. The record is from RefSeq and is a predicted model, not a curated record. The coding region runs from base 1 to 801 and encodes 266 amino acids. Lineage: Eukaryota; Fungi; Basidiomycota; Tremellomycetes; Tremellales; Cryptococcaceae.
AUGUCCUUCUCUCUACGAGGGCGGGGAACAUGCGGACAUUUGCACAUGAUACUGCCCUGCCUGGUGGCAAAUAUGAACCGGGAGAUGUGGAUCAAGAGGGCACAGCUAGACGAGAAGCAUUUGAAGAAAUCGGCGUCCCCAUCGACCAAGAAAGGAUCAGAAAGCUUUGCUUGCUCGAUCCGUUCCUCACUGGCAAUGCGCUCAUCGUUACCCCGUGAACAUGCGAUCGUAUUUCGUACUGUACAAUCGCUGACCUUCUGCAGCGUGGUAUUUGUCAUAACAGACCGUGCAUUGACACCGCUGCUCAACCCCGACGAGGUGUCGAGGCUGUUUUCCAUGCCCCUAGCCUCGUUUCUUCAUACCAGACCCUCGCAGAUACCCUCUUUCGCAUACUCUAUAUCACCUCGACUUGCAACGUUACCACCCGGCGCAAUCGAUUCCAUACCACCGCCCCCUCCCAUCCAUUAUGCGGAAGACGAAGGUACUGUGGGAGGAAAAGAGGGCAGAUACUACGGAUGGCGAGAUGUAAAGUGGGGUGCCGGACUUGUGAGGAUGCACAGAUUCUUGACAGGCAGAGAGAGUGAGGGAGUGAAGCCGGUGUAUGGGCUAACAGCGGCCAUACUCAUCAGAGCCGCAUCUGUGGGGUAUGGCGUCGAUCCUGAAUUUGCAGUCUACGCCCCCGGGCAAAGUAGCAUGGACGAUCGCAUCGAAUACGAAAUUCAGCACGGGAAUGGGGCUCUGCGCAGAGCCAUCGAGUCCGAGGGCCUCUCAAUGGACUGGAUUAUUUCAGCAAAAUUGUGA